Oryctolagus cuniculus (rabbit) is the source of this 2820-nucleotide messenger RNA. It is a transcript of the gene TFAP2C, whose product is annotated as transcription factor AP-2 gamma. The record is from RefSeq and is a predicted model, not a curated record. Gene Ontology annotation, cellular component: nucleus. Gene Ontology annotation, molecular function: DNA-binding transcription factor activity, RNA polymerase II-specific; RNA polymerase II transcription regulatory region sequence-specific DNA binding. Gene Ontology annotation, biological process: regulation of cell population proliferation; regulation of transcription by RNA polymerase II; anatomical structure development. NCBI's taxonomy places the organism in Eukaryota, Metazoa, Chordata, Mammalia, Lagomorpha, Leporidae.
GCCGAAGCCCCUCGGGCGGCGCCGGGAGGCAGGCACUGCGGGCCGGCGAGCCGCACCCUCCGGGAGGUCUGCUCCCGAGGGCGUGGAAGGGAGGGUCCCGGGGCGGGGGCGCGCGCCCUCCCUGCGCCGCGCGCUUUAUCCGCACCCGCGGCUUCCCUGCCUCUUUCGGCCGCGGCACUCCGACAUGUGCGGGCUGGAGAGCGAGCGUGCUCUGAGCCGCGCGCGCCGCGGGCCACCUCCUACUCCCGGCGCCCGCCACGGCCCAGGGCCUGGCCCUUCCUGGCCCAAGACCUGGGGCUCGGACUUGGCGCCUCGGAACGCCUCGGGCGCCACCAGACCUCCGCCGCCGGGCGCUCAGGACUCGUUGCCCCAGGACCGCCACGACGCGAGCAGCAAUGGGACCCCGCGUAUCCCCCACCUCUCCUCGGCGGGGCAGCAUCUCUACAGCCCCGCGCCGCCGCUCUCCCACAGCGGAGUCGCCGAGUACCAGCCGCCGCCCUACUUCCCGCCUCCGUACCAGCAGCUGGCCUACUCGCAGUCGGCCGACCCUUACUCGCAUCUGGGGGAAGCCUACGCUGCCGCCAUCAACCCCCUGCACCAGCCCGCGCCCGCCGGCAGCCAACAGCAGGCCUGGCCCGGCCGCCAGAGCCAGGAGGGCGCGGGCCUGGCCUCGCACCACGGGCGCCCGGCCGGCCUGCUCCCGCACCUCUCGGGGCUGGACGCGGGCGCCGUGAGCGCCCGCAGGGACGCCUUCCGCCGCUCGGACCUGCUGCUGCCGCAUGCUCACGCCCUGGACGCCGCGGGCCUGGCGGAGAACCUGGGCCUCCACGACAUGGCGCACCCGAUGGAGGAGGUGCAGAACGUGGACGACCCGCACCUGCUGCUGCACGACCAGACCGUGAUCCGCAAAGGUCCCAUUUCGAUGACCAAGAACCCUCUGAGCCUGCCCUGUCAGAAGGAGCUGGUGGGAGCCGUGAUGAAUCCCAGUGAGGUCUUCUGCUCGGUCCCGGGAAGAUUGUCCCUGCUCAGCUCCACGUCCAAGUACAAAGUGACCGUGGCUGAAGUGCAGAGGCGACUGUCGCCGCCCGAAUGCCUCAAUGCCUCUCUGCUGGGGGGCGUUCUCAGAAGAGCCAAGUCUAAAAAUGGAGGCCGGUCCUUGCGGGAGAAGCUGGACAAGAUCGGGCUGAACCUCCCGGCGGGCAGGCGGAAAGCUGCCCACGUGACUCUGCUGACAUCCUUGGUGGAAGGCGAGGCCGUUCAUUUAGCUCGGGACUUUGCGUACGUCUGCGAGGCUGAAUUUCCCAGUAAACCGGUGGCCGAGUAUUUAACCAGACCUCAUCUGGGUGGACGGAACGAGAUGGCCGCUAGGAAGAACAUGCUGCUGGCGGCACAGCAGGUGUGCAAAGAAUUCACUGACCUUCUCAAUCAAGACCGCACGCCCAACGGGAACAACAGGCCCACCCCGGUCCUGGAGUCCAACAUCCAGAACUGCUUGUCCCACUUCAGCCUCAUCACGCACGGCUUCGGGAGCCAGGCCAUCUGCGCCGCCGUGUCUGCCCUGCAGAACUACAUCAAGGAAGCCCUGACUGCCAUAGACAAAUCCUACCUGAACCCCGCAGACCAGAGUCCGGCCGAUUCGAACAAAACCCUGGAGAAAAUGGAGAAGCACAGGAAAUAGAUGGGCUUGCUCUGGACACGGCUCCUCCCUGCCAGCGCGGGCGCCCUGGGGCCUGGGGGCAGAGCUCAGCCUGCCUCCGCCUUGCUGUGAGAAAGGCCUCCGGGCGGCCCUCCGGGUCGCGAGCUGCUCUCCUGUGGCCGAAGGGUCUCCUGACUUUGGACGCGUGAUCAGAAGGCCAUGCUGGUUCUUCACUCAUCCCGCUUUUGUUUCUUUUUUUUUUAACCCUGUUUUUCCUUUCUCUUAAAGUGGUGCUGCAAGUUUCAGAACUGUCCACGUACAUUCCCUGGGCUAGCGACAAACCGUGCGCUUAGCUGUGGGAAUGUCAGAUGGGUGAUUCAGAUCCACGUUCAACUUUUUUUUGUGUGUGUGUUUGUUUCAGUGUUAAGGUAGUGGCUGGUUUUUAAGUCCACUAAGUACUUCCCUACGCAAAAACGCUCAGAGGUCAGCUCGUAACUAGUUGCUAGGUGGUGUGUGACACACUUCAAGCCACGCAUCGGAGGGGGCCUUCUGGUUUCUGGAAACUUGUAGAAACAAAGCCUGCUGAAGAGCUGAUCUUUCUCUUCUCCUCUUUAAAAAAAAAAAAAAAAAAGUGGAAAGUUAACUCUUUAAUCACCGGGAGACUCUUGGCAAUGAUAUGUUCCUUAAGGUACAGAAGCUUUAUGUGCGUAUUUAUUUCAGACCUUGAACUUUUGAGUAAACUUGAAAAGGGCGGGCACAGGCCCCAGGUGCCCGCGCAGGCUCUGUGUGUUGAGAAGCAGUGUGUUGCGUGUACAGAUUUUAUUUAUGCGUAAUUUAAUGGGGUCUGUAAAUACUGGUGCACUUCUUGACUUUCUGAAAAUGGGAUCUGAUUUUAAUAUUAACUUUUAACGGUGGUGGGGGUCAUCUGUGACACAGCUGUAGAUGUUAUUCACGUGUGUACAGGGUAUUCCGAAUGAAGCCGCUGCUGGACGCUUCUUGGCUUGGAGAUUCUAUUUAACUGAAGCUCCCUGUGCAGAAAGCAAUAACCGUGUCCUUGCUGGAGGAGCGUGCGGUGAAGUGUGUGUGGGUGCAGCGGAGGUCGGGAUGGGGCUCCGUGCCUAUGAAUGGUCCCGCAGUAACUGUUGCGUGUAUGAUACCUGUGUAAUAAAAGUAUUCUCAAUAGA